Chilo suppressalis (striped riceborer) is the source of this 3558-nucleotide messenger RNA. Lineage: Eukaryota; Metazoa; Arthropoda; Insecta; Lepidoptera; Crambidae. The record is from the annotation of a GenBank genome assembly.
AACAAUGAAAAGUGUAUCUUUUGUUAUGUUUUGAGUCGCUGUGCAGCGUGCAGCGUCGCGUCGCGUUUCGGUGUGAGCUGACGCUAAGAUCAAAAGUUCUUGGUGCAGCCUAUUUUGAUACUCAGACAUGGCUAUAUUACAUUAUGGCAAUUAUGGGACCAAGAAAGGAGCUCGAUGGAGCAAUCAUAAAGCGCAAUGGUAUAGUUGUAGCGUGUUAGGAGCAAUAGGGUGUAACGCAAAGAGUAGUAUAAUAUACGUGUAACGCAAGCGUAAGGGCGGGAGCCGGGCUGGACAAACCUGCUGCAUGCGAUUGGACAACUUACUUCGUAGAAUGUAUCAAUUUCAUCUUGUCUUCCAUUAUCUACAAAUAAUAUAUCCAUUAUAAACCAAAACGCUUGUGGAAUCAAUACAAUUUAUAUUUUACUACAUAUGGAUUUAGUGGAAUUUAAUGUUGUUUUCCCAUUUCUAGAAUGUUAUGAGCUGUCUGUCAUGGUCAUGAGCAACUCAAUGUGUAUGUCUAAAAGUCAUCAACCAAAAGGUGGUAUGUCUGGUAAUGAGCAUAACGAUAGUGACUAUAUGUUCUCUAUAAGCAUAAUUCACUAUUCUAAGAGAGAAUUAAAAAGUGAAACAUUUUUUUUUGUCUACGGUUUGACCGUACAAAUUGAUCGGUAAGGAGCAAGCAAGGAAGCAUAAACACUCUGAACUUCUCAAUAUAAUAAAGUAGUAAACAAUGCCGUAAAACCGUAUAAUUCAUAAUUAUUAAAUCAGAGAAGAUAUCGUGUACUGUAAUCGCACCAAAAGCUCUAUGGCUUGUUGUCAUUGUGUCAUUGUCAUUUACUCAGAUGACAUAAAGAAAUCUAUGCCACAUUUCGAUAAACGUCAAAACAAGGUUCCCGAAAUUUUGUAGAAUUUUAUUUUUGUGAACAAUUCUCCGUUGUGAAAGUUUUACCUUGUCUUGUUGUUUAAUUUUACAAUUUAGUUGCAAAACGAAGAGAAGCAUCUACUGUGUCCUUAAUUACUGUAUGCUAUUCUAAUUUAGGUGUACUAUUUUUGUCCGCUCCCGAUUCAGUGCAUAGAAAUACAUUUUGACGUCCAGGAAAAGAUGUUCUUCCUGUACGUUGAUACGUAACGGCGUGCCAUUGUGAUGGUAAUGACGUGCGCUGCGGGCAUGGGCGACGCGGUGCUGCGCGAGCGGCUGCCGGCGUUGUGGCGGCGCAUAGAAGACGCCCACUACAGCUACCUAGAGAUAGAAGACAGUCCGGAGAAACUACAGUUGAAGAAGAAGCUGGAAGAUUACAUCAUAGAGUACCUGUCAUUAGUGCCUCACGAGUGUAAAUUUGGAUUGGCGGAGACGGGAAAGGUGUUCCAGAGGACUAUAAAUGAGCUGCCGGAGUUCAGUGCCUACCGAGCCGGGUUAGGCUGGGCAGCGCUGGCUAGGUACGCGGCCAAUCUGCUAGCACAACCCUGGAGGAAGGAGUAUAAAAUUAUUAGGUUGUACUGCGGGUAUUUCAAACAUGAAGUUGAAGCCAACAUGGUCGGGGCGGAGACUCUGCUUCACGCGAUGGGGUACAAACCAGCAGGCGCGGGCAGAUUGGCUUUAGACGCGCCCAUCUGUCCAGAUAUGGUGGCGGCCAUAUCAAGGGACGCUAUUAUAGCGCAGUGCGAGUGCCAGAUAAUGUCGCACAUAUGGGAGAGCGUGUGGGGUCUCGGCGUGCGCGCGUCGUGGGUGGAAGUGGCGCGCGAGCGGGCGGCGCACGCCAGCGACGCGGCCGCGUGUGCCGCGCGUGUGGCCGCCCCCGCGUCUAUUCCCGCCCGGUCCCGCGCCCUAGAUUCAGAAAUAUACUCCAAUGUACCGCUGACGGUGUCCGACUCGCAUCGCAAUCGACUCGCGGACAGAUAUCACGCCAUGCCUUGCAACCAUCUAUGCGCGGAUGACCCAAUCUUAGAGGAUCCCAUCACACCAGUCGUCCAACCUUCGUAUAUGGUGCCACAAACGAUGCUCCCACCACAGAUGAUGUAUCCGAUGCCACACCAACAUAUGCACCCCGAAAUACCCGUAACAGUCACUAACCAACCCAUGAUGACCCCUUACGGUGUCCCUUACUACUACCCUGUUCAAGCCCCUUACAUGAUACCCACUCCUAUGUACGCACCAAUAAAACACGCUACAAAUGUACCAAUAAACGGUUACCCUCCAGUGACGCAAUACAACAGGUAUCCAUCAGUACCGACUGGCCAGCUGAUCGAACUGGACACACCGUCAGUUUACGAGAACGGAAAAUUCGAGAAACACAGAGAAGACGACAGAAGUCACAGGAGGAGUAGACAACCGGAAAGUUCUCGAAGAAACAGCACUUCUAGAUCGGGUUUCAGUGACGUCACGUUGCCUAGUUUACCCCGAUCCGAUACGCAGCCAGUUCUCAGCAAAGCGAAGGAAGACGGAAUGGGCACUUACGAGAGUUGGGACUAUGUGUUUAGGAAUCUUUCGAGCAAAGACCAGGAUGGGGAAAGCCGGAGUAGGUACUCCCCUUCUUUAGACAGAGAUUCGAGGACCCUGGACAGGUUAGAUAGAGAAGAAAGGCGAGUGAAAUACCAACCAACUACUUUAGACUUAGAAGAUGGUUUACAAGCGUUGAACAUAGACAGGUCUUACGACGAAGACGCGUAUCGAACGGCGAAAGUGAACGAGAAUUUGAUGAGAAUGAAGCAGGAGCAAGAGUUGAAACGAGCUAAGCAAAUGGCGAAGAAACAGGCGGAAGAGAGGAGGACGAAAAAGUUGGAGCCUAUCGGUAAUCCGAAGGCGGAUGCGUUGAUUACUAGUAAAGUGGCCCCGGAUAAAGUGAAAUUAUUGACUAAGAAGGACGUGAAAGAUAGGAAGGAGGUGCUAAAGCAACAGAAUUCUGUGAAUGGGUCAGUGGAGGUGAAACGAGUGAAAAAACCUCCGAAGCUAGUGGCCGCGGAAGUGGACCGGCCGCUCAAGACCAAACCUAUAGAAAACGGACACAGCUCCAAAGCUGUUACUGCUUCUCCACCGAACUACGAUCUGAAAGCGCAACUGGUCGUUUCGCUAGACGAGGCCGACGCCGCGCGUCGAUCGCCCCCGAAACCAUUACAAAACGGCGAUAGAGCGACCGCCCAAGAGAGAUGGGAGUGCGGCACUUGUACCUACAUUAACAGUAUUGCCAACGUCGCCUGCGAAAUGUGCGGUAAGUCGAAGAGAGGGCCGGAGAUCCAACCGCUCACUUCCGGUGGGCGUGAAUGUCCAAUCUGCACUCUAGUCAACCAGAGGGACGCGAAGGAAUGCGACGCGUGCCGUACUAGUCUAGAUCAUUGUCCCACGUACAUUUAGGUGGAGUGAUUUCCGAGUCGACCGGAUAGGAUGUUUGAUAAGUGUGUGGCGGCGACAUCUACAUGCCCCACAUAUAAUCCAUACGGAGGAAAUAGUCACUCGCCUCUUUAAGAGAUGGCGCUACCGGGGCUGCACUUGCAACGUAUGGAAGACUAAAUCGCGCAAGUAAAAUUCGGAAGCUAACACUCGAUAUAUACGAUGCCCGAUCA